Messenger RNA from Meriones unguiculatus (Mongolian gerbil), 1203 nucleotides. RefSeq names its product arylacetamide deacetylase-like 4 family member 1. Bases 1 to 1203 code for a protein of 400 amino acids. Gene Ontology annotation, molecular function: hydrolase activity. Lineage: Eukaryota; Metazoa; Chordata; Mammalia; Rodentia; Muridae. The transcript is spliced from 4 exons. The record is from RefSeq and is a predicted model, not a curated record.
AUGUUCCUUGCUGCCUUGUGUCUUCUGAUCAUGGGAGUCAAUGUCUGGGUUCUCAUUGACCAUCUCCUCACUAUUGAUAUACCUCCUGCUCUCCAACACCCCGUGAAGAUUUGGAUUAUGCACUACCUUUUCAAUGUGAUGAUGACAUGGGGUACUAUAUUGGAGAAGCUGAGAAUUUGCUCUCUGCCAAGACUUUUUCAGACUCUACAUGAUACCCUGCUCAUAAAGAGGAGCUAUAAUGUGAAGGUGACUCAGUUGUGUUUUGACAAAGUCCCCGUGAGGCUGUUCCAGCCCAAGGAAGCUUCUUCUGGUCUGAGGAGAGGCAUGAUCUUCUACCACGGAGGGGCUGGAAUGAUGGGCAGCUUGGAAUGCUACCACAGCUUAUGCAGUUUAUUUGCCAAGGAGACAGACUCAGUCGUUCUGGCAGUGGGGUACCGAAAGCUUCCUGCCUACCCACAUCCUUAUGGUCUUCAGGACUGUAUAGCUGCCUCAACCCAUUUCCUGAAGAACCUGAAAGCCUAUGGGGUGGACCCCUCUAGGGUUGUGCUCUGUGGAGAAAGCAUAGGAGGUACAGCUGUGGCUGUCAUCCUCCAGACCUUCUUGGGCAGACCAGAUCUUCCACGGAUCAGGGCUCAAAUCCUGAUUUAUCCAGUACUUCAGUUAAUUAAUUUACAGUUACCAUCACAUCUACAGAACCAAAAUGUCCCAUUCCUCACCAGAAACUUGUAUUUAAACUGCCUCUAUAGGUAUUUAAACAUUGACAGCUCCUGGAAAGAUGCCUUACUGACAGGAGCUUUUAUUCCCCCUGACAUCUGGAUGAAAUACAAGAAGUUUGUUGGCUCUGACAAUAUUCCUGAAAAGUUCAGGAAGAACAUUCAGCAACCUGAGUUUCCUGGUCCUUUUAACAAGGCUGCCUAUCUAGAAGUCAAACACUUUCUGGAUGUAGAAAUUUCUCCCCUUGUAGCUGAUGAUGAGGUCAUAGCUCAACUUCCAGAGGCAUUGCUGUUCAGCAUGAACUGGGACAUUCUCCGAGAUGACACCUUGCUCUACAAGAAACGUUUGGAAGAACAGGGGGUCCCUGUGACCUGGUACAACUUGGAGGAUGGCUUUCAUUCAGGCAUAUUCUUCUUUGAUAAGAUUUUAUCUUUUUCUUGUGGCUGGCGUAUAAUAAAUGCUAUUGUGAGUUUCACAAAGGGUAUCUGA